AUGAAUGACACUGAAGUAACUGAAUUUGUCCUCAUUGGAUUCUCAGGGAAACCCAAGACAAGAAUGGGUCUAAUGGGCUUCCUGAUCUUUGCCUAUUUGGUGACCAUGAUUGGAAAUGGACUCAUUCUUUUAGUAGUUGUUACUGAGCCUCGUCUCCACAACCCUAUGUAUUUUUUCCUUUGUAAUUUAUCCAUAAUUGAUAUCUGCUUUACUACAACUACAAUCCCACAAGCUAUUGCCAACUGCUUGGUGGACAGACCUAUCAUGUCCUUUAAUAUGUGCUACAUCCAAAUGAAUGUUGGUAUGCAACUAGGAACCACAGAAUGUUUCCUCCUAGCAGUCAUGGCUUAUGAUAGGUAUGUGGCCAUUUCCAAUCCUUUGCGCUAUAUGAUCAUCAUGAACUGGAAAGUUUGUGUUACACUCUCUGUUUUCUCAUGGGUAGGUGCCUUCAUGCUUGCUGUAGUUCCCAUCAUUGCUCAGCCAUCCCAGUUCUGUGGGCACAAUGAAGUGGAUCAUAUUGUAUGUGAUCUCACUGCCCUAAUGAAAUUGGUUUGUUCAGAUAACUCUGUGGGCCAAGUGGUAAUGUUUUUUACAAGUAGCUUCACUCUUCUUUUCCCCUUCUCUUUUAUCCUUUUUUCCUAUUUACGUAUUCUUGUGGCUAUUCUGAGACUCCAUGCAUCAGGGGGCAGGUGGAAAGCUUUCUCGACCUGUGGGUCCCACUUGACUGUGGUGGGCAUCUAUUAUGGAACUUGUAUAUUCACAUAUAUAAAACCUCAAUCUAACUCCACAGAAGAAAGAGAUAAAAUUAGUUUCCUGUUUUAUGGAACAGUGAUCCCUUUGUUAAACCCCUUAAUCUAUUCACUGAGAAACCAAGAGGUGAAAGGAGCACUUAAAAGACUGACAGAGAAGAAACCAUUAGCUUAA
This is a messenger RNA of Hemicordylus capensis (graceful crag lizard), 924 nucleotides long. Its product is annotated as olfactory receptor 13H1-like. NCBI's taxonomy places the organism in Eukaryota, Metazoa, Chordata, Lepidosauria, Squamata, Cordylidae. The record is from RefSeq and is a predicted model, not a curated record. The transcript has a single exon. Gene Ontology annotation, cellular component: membrane. Gene Ontology annotation, biological process: G protein-coupled receptor signaling pathway. Gene Ontology annotation, molecular function: olfactory receptor activity; G protein-coupled receptor activity. Bases 1 to 924 code for a protein of 307 amino acids.